GACGGCGGCGCCGGGCGCUGAGCGCUGGCGGAGAGCGAUGGCCGGGGAAGGUCGGGGACAAGCGGAGCCCCGCUGCCUUGGGAUCUGAGCUCCUGGUAAACACGCUGGCCUGUUAAAGGACAUGAUUCAGACUGUCCCCGAUCCAGCAGCUCACAUCAAGGAAGCGCUAUCGGUGGUGAGCGAGGACCAGUCCCUGUUCGAGUGUGCCUACGGAUCCCCCCACCUCACCAAGACAGAGAUGACAGCCUCCUCCUCCAGUGAAUAUGGCCAGACCUCCAAGAUGAGCCCACGUGUCCCCCAGCAGGACUGGUUGUCACAGCCCCCAGCCAGAGUCACCAUCAAGAUGGAGUGCAACCCCAGCCAGGUUAACGGGUCAAGGAAUUCUCCAGAUGACUGCAGUGUGGCAAAAGGAGGGAAGAUGGUCAGCAGCUCAGACAGUGUUGGGAUGAACUAUGGCAACUACAUGGAGGAGAAGCACGUUCCACCCCCAAACAUGACGACCAACGAACGAAGAGUCAUUGUGCCAGCAGACCCCACGCUGUGGAGCACUGACCACGUGCGCCAGUGGCUGGAGUGGGCGGUCAAGGAGUACGGGCUGCCGGACGUGGACAUCCUGCUCUUCCAGAACAUCGACGGCAAGGAGCUCUGCAAAAUGACCAAGGAUGACUUCCAGAGGCUCACCCCCAGCUACAAUGCAGACAUCCUCCUGUCACACCUACACUACCUCAGAGAGACUCCUCUUCCACAUUUGACUUCAGAUGAUGUUGAUAAAGCCUUACAAAACUCUCCACGGUUAAUGCAUGCUAGAAACACAGGAGGUGCCACUUUUAUUUUUCCAAACACAUCAGUUUAUCCAGAAGCAACACAAAGAAUUGCAACCAGGCCAGAUUUGCCUUAUGAGCAAGCCAGGAGAUCAGCGUGGACGAGUCACAGCCACCCCAGCCCUCAGUCAAAAGCUACUCAGCCAUCAUCCUCAACAGUUCCCAAAACAGAAGACCAGCGUCCUCAGUUAGAUCCAUAUCAGAUUCUUGGACCGACCAGCAGCCGACUUGCAAAUCCAGGCAGCGGGCAGAUCCAGCUGUGGCAGUUCCUGCUGGAGCUGCUGUCCGACAGCUCCAACUCCAACUGCAUCACCUGGGAGGGCACCAACGGCGAGUUCAAGAUGACGGACCCCGACGAGGUGGCGCGGCGCUGGGGCGAGCGCAAGAGCAAGCCCAACAUGAACUACGACAAGCUGAGCCGCGCCCUGCGCUACUACUACGACAAGAACAUCAUGACCAAGGUGCACGGCAAGCGCUACGCCUACAAAUUCGACUUCCACGGCAUCGCCCAGGCGCUGCAGCCUCACCCCCCGGAGUCGUCCAUGUACAAAUACCCGUCGGACCUGCCCUACAUGAGCUCCUACCACGCGCACCCCCAGAAGAUGAACUUCGUGGCUCCCCACCCCCCUGCCUUGCCCGUGACGUCCUCCAGCUUUUUUGCCGCCCCCAAUCCCUACUGGAAUUCGCCCACUGGAGGGAUCUACCCCAACACCAGGCUGCCAGCUGCUCACAUGCCUUCUCAUCUUGGCACCUACUACUAAGUGGGGUGGGGGGAAGAAACUCCAGGCAAAAAGCAAAGGCGCUUCUCGCUGGGGGUUCGGUCGCUGAGGAGUCGCAAUGAACUCUGUUGGAGUGCUCCUGUUAAAAGUGCCUAAAGAGACAAGUGAAGGUUUGGCUGGGAAAAAAGAAACCCCAAACCACGUUUAAAAAAUAGGCGUCAAAAAGACUGUUUUUUGUAGUAGGGAUUUAAAGGAAAUAUCCAAGAAGUAUUAAGAUACUAAAAUGUAAUGUAUAUGGGCAUCGACUCUGUGGACCAAACAACAAUAGACUAUUGUAGGUAGAAGCAUGAAAUGAUAAGGAAAACCUACGGAAGCUGGUGGUCUUAAAAAGUUGAUAAGCUUGUGUGUAAAGUUUGAUAUCAUGCUAGUGCAAAACUGGGACUAUACUACAGCAAUAUAAGGGUAAGUCUAUAGUGACCUAACAUACAGUAUAUGGAUUGUUACAAAAGAGAGGGAAAAGGGAAAAAAACAAAAAAGGGAAAAAAAUCCUAUCUGUAUUUAAAAAAUAGAAACAUAUCAGCAGAAGAGACUGGUUAAUGUGGAAGCUGAUUUGGAGUAGAACAGCAGUGUUGUAGUUAAAAUCAAACGAGAUCCAUUCAUCAGAGCGAAUCAGCUACUCAAACUGUGAAGACAACCCAAACUUCCAGAUUCCUUGACAGUUUUACAGGAACCCUGAGCCAAAUGUGGGCAAUGAGAAUGUGCUGGAGGGCAAGUGUAUGAUUGUAGAUCAGAGGCCUGCACCUGACAGAGGAAGCAGGGAAGGAGAAAGAGGAGGAUGAAGGUGGUGAGAAGGGGAGGAAAGAAACUUCUUGACCAAUAGAGACUGAAAAGACUGAAAACUUUGUAGUGUUGGGACUAUGAAGAAACACUUGUUUGGACUUGUGAAACAUAUUGCUCAGUAUUAUACCAUUCCCAGUAUUUCAGGAGGAACAGACUUGACUCAGUAGUAAUAAAAAGUGGGAAAAGGGAAAGCAAGAAGAAGCGAAAAAUCAGAAUAUGCAUCUCUUUUUUUUU
Messenger RNA from Ficedula albicollis (Collared flycatcher), 2614 nucleotides. RefSeq names its product v-ets avian erythroblastosis virus E26 oncogene homolog (gene ERG). Gene Ontology annotation, biological process: cell differentiation; regulation of transcription by RNA polymerase II. Gene Ontology annotation, cellular component: nucleus. The transcript has 11 exons. Gene Ontology annotation, molecular function: protein binding; DNA-binding transcription factor activity, RNA polymerase II-specific; sequence-specific DNA binding. NCBI's taxonomy places the organism in Eukaryota, Metazoa, Chordata, Aves, Passeriformes, Muscicapidae. The record is from RefSeq and is a predicted model, not a curated record. The coding region runs from base 122 to 1582 and encodes 486 amino acids.